AUGUCGGUCCACCCUACCGUUUCGAUCAUACCGCCUCCUCCUUCCCUACCCCGAGACCAUCACGGACCUUUCAAAUCUUCACGCAAACCACCAGCAGAGGAUUGUCAUGACGGAUCACUUCACAAGCCUAAAUACUUCAAAAAUCCUUGGCCAUCAUAUCGAUCUGCAUCGUUACACGACGCAUAUUUAGCAUAUCAAUUAGGUGCAGCAGUAGCCCUACCACCUCAUCAAACUCUAGGUUCAUCUCGAUUUGACUUCGUUGAGGAAGAAGCGUAUGACGAGGAUUCGAGAGCAGAAGAUGGAUCUACAAGAGCGGAUACCCAAUCCUUGAUUCCAAAGAAGAUGUAUAUACGACCUGAUUUUUCGGAAGUGAAACAUGAUGAUGAAUCUGAUGAUUGGCGUGAACCACCUGUUCGAGUGAUUGAACCCACAUGGGCGGAAGGAGCAGAUCAAGGGAAAGAAAAAGUGACUUGGUUGGGACACGCUGGGAUACUACUACAGAUACCAUGGAAAGAUAAAGAGGGUCACGCAGGAGUGAUAUUCGAUCCCAUAUUUUCAUACAGAUGUUCGCCUACUCAAUAUGUAGGACCGGCCAGAUACUUGGAUCCCCCUUGUUCGGUAUCAGAGCUACCUGAGAUACAUCUCUGUUUUAUAUCUCACGACCAUUAUGACCAUUUAGACUAUUACACAAUAAUGGACCUGUGGAAAUACCAUCAGCCUACGAUACAUUUCUUUGUGCCUCUAGGACUAAAACCGUGGUUUACCUCUUCCGGUAUCCCUUCAACUCGAGUUACUGAACUCGAUUGGUGGAAUGAAUCGAUAAUUGCAUUCCCAUCUUCACCUUCGUCAUACUCGGAUGAAACGUCCUAUCCACCUUCAGAGCCCGAAACACGACUAUCUACGGAAACUAUCAAUGAACCUUCGUCAUUGACGCUGAAAAUCGCAUUUACCCCUGCGCAACAUCGUUCUGGGAGAGGAUUGUUAGAUCACAUGACUACCUUAUGGGGCUCAUGGUGUUUAGGUGUGGUAGAACAGGAAGAGAAUGACAAGGCCAUUGAAAGAGGGAUGAAAGACUGGAUAGGGUUCAAGGUGUUCUUCGGAGGUGAUACGGGAUACAGGUACGCUACCGCUGUUGAAGGUGAUGAUGAUGCUAUUUGUCCGGCUUUCGAAGAAAUCGCUUCGCAUUAUUCCCCAUUCAAGCUAUCCCUUUUACCGCUUUCAACAGGAUCAUCUUUACCGUUCCUCCGUACGGUUCUUUCCCUAUCUCUGGACCAGUACACCUUGACUUCGUCCUUACAUUGCUCACCAGCGGACUCGUUAGAAAUACAUCGUAUUUUGCAAAGUGAGAGGAGUUUAGGUAUACAUUGGGGGACAUUCUGCGAUGCCGAUGAGGCCAGAGGCACAAGAGUCGAUUUUGGUAGAUGUAGGAGGAUUUUAGGUGUUAGCGGUGUGUGGGAAGAUGAAGACUUGGCUAAAGAGGGGAGAUUUAUAGUGGGAGAUAUAGGAGAAACAUUUGUUUCACCUCGGAAAGAAGCUGAAUGA
Messenger RNA from Kwoniella shivajii, 1542 nucleotides. RefSeq lists its product as uncharacterized. Bases 1 to 1542 code for a protein of 513 amino acids. Gene Ontology annotation, cellular component: cytoplasm; membrane-bounded organelle. Gene Ontology annotation, biological process: N-acylethanolamine metabolic process; N-acylphosphatidylethanolamine metabolic process. NCBI's taxonomy places the organism in Eukaryota, Fungi, Basidiomycota, Tremellomycetes, Tremellales, Cryptococcaceae. Gene Ontology annotation, molecular function: N-acylphosphatidylethanolamine-specific phospholipase D activity. The record is from RefSeq and is a predicted model, not a curated record. The transcript has 6 exons.